GCUAUUCCACACACUCUCAGUAAUUGAGACAUGAUGAGACAUGAUGAGAGUGGUCUCGGCUCAGAUGAAGCUCACUGUGGACUAAGGCAAGGAGAGAGCAUAAAAUGAACACCCUGCAUUUCCUAGCCACACAGUAGCUGCCGCAGUUGCACAAACUGCUUUCUCAUCAGCAAUAUUCCCAACACUUUGGGAUUCACCUGGAAUUUCUCUUAAAGACCACAUGGAAAAGAUGCACGCAGCUGCUGGUGUAGGAGGUGCAUUGAUUUGCAAGGCAGACAGAUGUACAUGUAAAUAGAGAUUUUUUGUCAUUGAGCAGGAGAUGUGGUGGAAUGCCGCACGUCACUCAAAAGUAUCGCCAUGGUAACUGAGCGCGUUCAUCACCAAGAAACAAGUUAUAAACAAUCAGAGCAUUGUGUGGGGCCAGCUCGACAUGCUGCAACCUCUGGAGUGCUGAGCCGAAGUUUUUGACAGGACAAAAUGUCACAGACGGAAGUGUGGGUAGGUGUAUGGAGGCCUCACAAGCCAAGAGGCCCCAUUGCAGCCCUUUACAGCAGCCCUGGGCCAAAAUACGCCCUUCCCGGUAGCACAGGAUAUGAUUUUCAUGAUCCAAGGAAACUACAAGCACCAGCAUUCAGUUUUGGCAUACGUCGCGGUCAGGGAACUUCUGAGAUGUCCCCUGGACCCAGCUACCUGGUCCCAUCCAAUAUCACCCGGAUAGGGCGUAGUGGAACACCAUCCUACUCACUUUAUAGUCGUCCCAAAGAUUGCCUUCGCUUCCAGACUCCUGGGCCAGGCAAAUAUGCUCCAGAAAGAUCCGGAAAGUCUGCAUAUUUCAGUCCCCCAGCAUUCUCAAUGUCAGCACGGACAGGAGGCCUCCUUAAUCCUAGAUCCCCAGGGCCUGCAGCUUAUUCUUUGCCUUCCGUACUUGGAACCAAGACUGUGAACAAACCCUCUGCCCCAAACUUCUCCCUCACUGGGAGGAGCAAGGUUGGCAGUUUUCAUGAGGACCUUCAAAAGACACCAGGGCCCGGAACUUACAAAAUGGUGGAACCCAGCAGCUACAAAUACAAGCCUCCCCAGUACAGCAUGAUCGGUCGCAAUGUUAUGCCUGGGGAUCUCACAGAGAAACCAGGACCAGGAGCCUACCAGCCAGAAGGAGUCACGUUCACAAAGAAGAAAUUCCCAAGUUUCUCUUUUGGAAUCCGGCAUUCAGAGUUUUCUACUCCUGUCUUUUUGGACAAAGAAGACUAGUGUCCUGCUACAUAUAUAAUCUAAGAACAGCAUUUUGUCAUGAGUGUAAAGACAUCGCUCAACAAUGUGCUGCAAACAAACUAAUAAAGCAGUGAAGCAUCUCAUAA
Conger conger (European conger) is the source of this 1358-nucleotide messenger RNA. RefSeq names its product ciliary microtubule associated protein 1B (gene cimap1b). Bases 478 to 1251 code for a protein of 257 amino acids. NCBI's taxonomy places the organism in Eukaryota, Metazoa, Chordata, Actinopteri, Anguilliformes, Congridae. The transcript has 8 exons. The record is from RefSeq and is a predicted model, not a curated record. Gene Ontology annotation, cellular component: cytoskeleton.